Anolis sagrei ordinatus is the source of this 2883-nucleotide messenger RNA. Lineage: Eukaryota; Metazoa; Chordata; Lepidosauria; Squamata; Anolidae. The record is from RefSeq and is a predicted model, not a curated record.
GAUAACAAGGUGUGCACCCAUUUCUAUUCCCAUUGAAGAGUGCUGAGAGAUCUAUUAUUUAAAGUCUCUUGAACACUGAGUUUAUGAAUAGUACAAGAGAGGCCAUGGAUGAGGGAGCCUCAGCUGAAGGAGUCUUGGGGGGAUCCAGCCUGGGUUGGGACUGAAGGGGAGCUCACUGGGAGGCCGGGUGGGCCUGGAGGGUGGAGAAGCAGAGGCCCCAGUGGAAGGAAGGAGGGCCCACCAUUAAUAAUAAUCAUAAUCUGGGGACUGAGAGCGGCUGACAUGGCGCCAAGCCCGAACAACAUAUUACAACAAAAUAAAACCAAAGUAUAAACAACAAACAACAUGACCUGGCUCUGAAGUCAAUAAAGGGCUUGUGAGUUCACUCCCCAAGAAAAAGCCUCCUGAAACCUGUUGUCUCAUUCUGCCUUUCUUUCACAGAAGAAACGUGAGCAUUUUGGAGUACAGCCUGUGGAGGGAUUUCUUUCCCUUGAGAGAAAUGGCAGGAAACGCCUCUGGGAUACAGUUUGCUUCUCCAUCAAACAGUGGCUCCAACACGGAGAGACCCAACUCACCUGGACCUGAAGCAGGAAAGGCCUCCGGGAGCAGUGGGGAAUCCUGGGAAGGAACUACGCAGACGUUCCUGAAUACAAAUAUACAGUGCCAGCGCUUCAGGCAUUCCUCCUUCCGAGAGGGCGAGGGACCCAGAGAGGUUUGCAGCCGCCUCCACUCUCUCUGCCGCCAGUGGCUGAAGCCAGAGCAACACACCAAGGCGGAGAUGCUGGACCUGGUGAUCCUGGAGCACUUCCUGAGCCUCCUGCCCCCAGAGAUGGGGAGCUGGGUCCGAGAGUGUGGGGCAGAGACCUCUUCCCAGGCGGUGGCCCUGGCAGAAGGCUUCCUCCUGAGUCGGGCAGAGGACGAGAAGCAGGAAGGACAGGCCCAAAAUAACUGCAUGGAAGUCCAGCCUGAUGUCCCUUCAUCAGAAAAGCCUCACUCGGACACCAAGCAGAGCCUCCGGCAGAAGGAGCUGAAGCAGGAAGGAGAGGGGGCUGCAGCCUGGCAGGGGGCUGGAAUGAUGCUGUUGCCGAAUCCUCAGUCGUUUCUUCCGCUUUGUGAUGGAGUGGAAGUGAAUCAGGGCCCAAUUGCCUUUGAGGAGGUGGCUGUCCCUUUCCCCCUGGAGGAGUGGGUUCUCCUGGAUCCUGAUCAGAAAGCCUUGCACGUGCAGAUCAUGGAGGAGACUCGUGGGAUGGUGGACUCUCUUGCAGAUAACUGGAAGAAGAGCAAUGUAUGCACCAAACACAGGACGCAUUUGGGACACAAUGGGGACCUUCCUAGACACCAGCAAACUCAGAGUGAAAAUGGAGAUUCUGCCAGAGAAAGGCCCUACAAAUGCAAUGUAUGUGGACAAUGUUUUACGCAAAAUAUGGGACUUAAACUACACAAGACACUCAGUGCUGGGAAAAGUGAUUGUAAAUGGAAAAUAUCAGCAAAAUGUAUUGCUGAUUACAAAUCGCCACAUCGGAGCAUAGAAGAAAUAUUUCAAGGAACUGAUGAUAUCAUAAGCCGGGAGUGUGGGACAUCUUUUAUGCAGAGUUCACACUUGAAACAUGAGCGAUUUCAGACAGCACAGGGACCAUAUAGAUGUCAGGAGUGUGGAAAGUGUUUUGCUUCCAGUUCACAAUUGAUGAGGCACAAAAAGCUUCACACAGGAAAGGAAGGGUACAAGUGCCAGAAGUGUGGGAAAUGUUUUACUCAAAAUACACAACUUAUAGGCCACUGGAGAUCCCACACAGGAGAGAAGCCAUACCAAUGCCAGGAGUGUGGGAAAUGUUUUAGUUACCAUUCACUCUUGUUGAGGCACAAAAGUGUUCACACAGGAGAGAAGCCAUACCAAUGCCAGGAGUGUGGGAAAUGUUUUGCUGACCGUUCACACUUGGUGAGACAUAAAAGAGUCCACACAGGAGAGAAACCAUACCAAUGCCAGGAGUGUGGGAAAUGCUUUGCUGACCGUUCAGACUUGGUGAAGCACAAAAGACUCCACACCGGAGAGAAACCAUACCAAUGCCAGGAGUGUGGGAAAUGUCUUGCUUACCCUUCAGACUUGGUGAGCCACAAAAGACUCCACACCGGAGAGAAACCAUACCAAUGCCAGGAGUGUGGGAAAUGUUUUGCUUACCCUUCAGACUUGGUGAGCCACAAAAGACUCCACACAGGAGAGAAACCAUACCAAUGCCAGGAGUGUGGGAAAUGUUUUGCUCGCAGUUCACACUUGGUGAGCCACAAAAGACUCCACACAGGAGAGAAGCCAUACCAAUGCCAGGUGUGUGGGAAAUGUUUUGCUCACAGUUCAGUCUUGCUGAGGCACAAAAGACUCCACACAGGAGAGAAACCAUACCAAUGCCAGGAGUGUGGGAAAUGUUUUGCUCAUAGUUCAUACUUGGUGAGGCACAAAAAACUCCACACCGGAGAGAAGCCAUACCAAUGCCAGGAGUGUGGGAAAUGUUUUGCUUGCCGUUCAGACUUGGUGAGGCACAAAAGACUCCACUCCGGAGAGAAACCAUACCAAUGCCAGGAGUGUGGGAAAUGUUUUGCUCACAGUUCAGCCUUGGUGAGCCACAAAAGACUCCACACAGGACAGAAGCCUUAGAAAUGCCAGAAGUGUGAGAAAGGUUUUGCUUUCCCGGAAACAUGAUGAGGGCCAUGUAGAAAGAUGUGAGGGAAAGUUGUCAGUGUAUGGUUUUUGUAUGAUGUGCGUUUAAAUGUAAUUUUAUGUAAUAGGAUUGUGAUUGUAAAAGGAUUGUAUUGCCAGAAUGUAUUCUGACACAGAAGGGUUAAACAGCAGAGUUAGCAAGCUGUGAAGAUGUGACCCUGAGUUCUUGCCUU